This is a messenger RNA of Serpula lacrymans var. lacrymans S7.9, 1657 nucleotides long. RefSeq lists its product as uncharacterized. The coding region runs from base 1 to 1647 and encodes 548 amino acids. NCBI's taxonomy places the organism in Eukaryota, Fungi, Basidiomycota, Agaricomycetes, Boletales, Serpulaceae. The record is from RefSeq and is a predicted model, not a curated record. The transcript has 2 exons.
AUGUCUUCUCCUUUUUCGAGUGUUGCAUAUGACGCAGUCUUGAAUGCUCCGAUUCUCGGCACGAACCGUGCCCCAUCCGAUCUUGACGCAUGGUAUGCGCAGAAUCUCCUUACAACACUUGGACCUAUGCUGGAUGGCCUUUGCAAGCCGAAGGACUGUGGUCAUGGUACAAGCCACGCAGAACCUAACCUAAAAGGAAAACGACGCGAGUUUGCAGAACUGGUGGGAAACCUGCGAGCUCUGCUUUCGCCUGCGAGGAGGUUGCCACCGGAGGUUAUUGCAAUAAUUUUCACACAUUGUAUCCUCCACGAUGAACCAUUGUCACCGGUUUCUUCACAGCCACCACUUAUACUUGGUCGGGUCUGUAAGGUUUGGAGGGAGGUAGUCCUCUCAACCCGUGGCGCGUGGACCUCGCUGGCUAUUCGAUUCCCUCCUUCUGUGGUAUCAUGGGAUAUAUUUGUUGAGAAAAACCUAUUUAUCUUAGAGACGUGGCUACAGCGCUCGGGCUCCCUACCGAUGUCACUAGCUCUGGUUAGCCACGGACAUUUACCCUCUUCUACCAUCGAUCGAUUCACUCGCAUGUUGUGUCUCCACUCCCAUCGUUGGAGGAGCCUAAACCUAUUUAUGGCCUCAGACGACCUUACCUCUCUGCUCGAAGUCGCUCGCUAUAGUCUCCCAGCGUUAGAGAACGUUAUAGCACAUGAUAGCGACGAAAUUGUCACUCCUGGCGGCCUGAACCUGCGUUUGCACUCGACUCCCAAUCUAACUACAGUCUCUUUCACUGCUUACCCACUACGCCCCGGUCAAAUUGUCCUUAAUUGGGCACAGUUGACUGAACUCUCCUUGCUAUAUGACGCCAGGCAUAGGCGGUAUAGGGCAUGCACCAAUUAUCAUCACAUCCUAGCCCAAUGUCUCAAUCUCGAGAUAUGCUCGUUGGGUAUUGGGGAUGCUUCCAGCCCUGGCAUGCCUAGUACGAUCCUGCUACAUCGCCUGAGAAUCCUCAGACUUCGUCGUUUGGAACCAAGAUCUCGGCUGAGUGGGCUCAUUGAUGCUCUCACUCUCCCUCAAUUAGAAGAGCUGGAGUAUGAUUCUACAAUUAUGACCACAGCUCUGCCUUGGUGGAGAGACAAGCCGUUUCCAGGACAGGUUUACGCUCUCCUUUCACGUUCAGAGUGCAAACUUAAAACAUUGUGCAUCAAGUAUGUUGAUUUCUCGGGGGCAGAACUUUUACAGUGCCUUGUAAACAUGCCGUAUCUGAAGACGCUUUGGUACACACCAUUUCCUCAUCUGCGAUCGAUAUCAAAAGUGGUCAAUGCGUUGGCUAAACACGAUUAUGCCAACCAUAACUCCUCUAUGUGGUUGCCUAAUCUCAAUCAGCUUCAUCUCGCCUGCACGUCUUUGAACGACUUCGACUCCGUCGUCAACAUGGUUAAACUGCGAUCGGGAGAAGCUAGUUUGGCUCGCCUGCGGCAAUUUGAGCUGUCCUUUUUUGAUUUCGAAAAGCCCGAACCUAGACAUGAGCGAGAAGAGAUCAAGUUGGCAGAAGUACGGUCUCAUCUAUGGGAGUGUGCACAGCACGAUAGGGAGCUUUUUACAAGACUCAAUAUCAACGUUGCUGCGAACAUCAAUCAUGUCAAUUUGAUAUAGGAUGGUACAC